Messenger RNA from Eublepharis macularius, 1972 nucleotides. It is a transcript of the gene KLF1, whose product is annotated as KLF transcription factor 1. The record is from RefSeq and is a predicted model, not a curated record. The transcript has 5 exons. Gene Ontology annotation, biological process: regulation of transcription by RNA polymerase II. NCBI's taxonomy places the organism in Eukaryota, Metazoa, Chordata, Lepidosauria, Squamata, Eublepharidae. Gene Ontology annotation, molecular function: DNA-binding transcription factor activity, RNA polymerase II-specific; RNA polymerase II cis-regulatory region sequence-specific DNA binding. The coding region runs from base 382 to 1407 and encodes 341 amino acids.
CCAGAUUUUUGUAAGCCAUUGAUUAACUGUUGUUGUUUGUGCAUUCCGUUUUAAAGUUAUCAUGGUUUUUUUGUGGAUAGACAUUUUCAAUAUUUGAGUUUCCUGUGCAGAUUACCACUGUAUACCACGACUUCCUUCAAGAGCUCAGGCCAGCAUUCAUCGGGCUCUCUCAUUUGAUCUUCCCAAGAACCCUGCAAAAACAGACAGGUCAAAUGGGGAAGAAGAGAGAGAUGAACUGGGAACAUGCAGGUCCUUAAAACUUGGUUACGGUUAGAAGUGAAGAUUAAGAGGUUAUGCCAAAAGUCUACUCCAAGGUUCUCAAAAUACAUUUUGAAUGCAAAGGAUUUCUUCUUCAGGUGACUUUGCGCCCUGUGGUUUGUCAUGGCAUCAGUGGAGGCUGUCCUACCUGCAGCUGGCAUGAUGGGUGGAUUCAGCUACUGUCAGGAUAUGCAAUCUGAAAUUUUCCAGUGGCAGAAAACGGACAGUUCAGCAAGACAUUCAUCUCCAGGGUGCUUCGGUGAGCCCCACCCACAGGUGAAGCAAGAGUACGAUGAAGCCUGCUGGGACCUCGACUUCCUCCUGAGCAACGUUUCUGCCUCGGAGCCUGUCCUUGGUGUCCCUUGCACAGGCCAAGAGCCCUCUGUGUCCGCUACCUACCAGCCAGGAGACCUCUUUGGAAGCCACAGGACUCCCGAUGGCUUUGGUCCCCCAGCCUUGGAGGCCAACUUCCUCUCAGCGGAGAACUCUGCAAACUGUGUACCUGCACUUCACUACUAUGCCCAAGCGGCACCAGAGCCCAGUAGAGACCGGGGGCCUUUCCAUCACUCGAUGCAGCAGUUCCCUGCUCAGACAGUUGGUGGGGGGGCUUCUCCUUUAGUGGGGCAGCACCCCAGGGAGCCAAAAGCAAUAGCGCAGAAGUGGCAUUGCCAGCUGACCUAUGAAGGUUAUUUGCACCCAGUAGAUUUGCUGAGCAACUGCUAUCCGGCGUACCAUGGCCAGUCCCAAGCCGGACAGAUCCACGUCUAUCGGGCAGAUCUGGCUCGGGCUGCUGCUCCUUUUCACGGCCUCCUGUCUCCUCCUUUGCCUUCUGAGGAAUUGGCAACCAAGCCAAAGAGGGCCUACAAGUCCGGGCCACGCAAGCGGCCUGCCAGUCAUAUCUGCAGUCACCCCAGCUGCGGGAAGACUUACACCAAGAGUUCCCAUCUCAAGGCCCAUCUUCGCACCCACACAGGCGAGAAGCCGUAUCACUGCACCUGGGAAGGGUGUGGCUGGAAAUUCGCCCGCUCCGAUGAGCUGACUCGCCACUAUCGCAAGCACACGGGCCAGCGUCCGUUCAAGUGCCGCCUCUGCCAGAGCGCUUUCUCCCGCUCAGACCAUCUCGCCCUGCACUUGAAGAGACAUGUGUAGCUGAGGCUGGAGUUGUGCAGGAAUUGUAGGGCAAAGGGUAGCUGAGGUUCUCGUCUGAGAAGUAUCUCUCUGUUCCAUAUGUACUUAUCUCCUGGAAAGGUGAUCGGCCAAUCCAGUACCAAGGAAGUGGCUUCUAGCUAACAUCGAGGGUUUGCUAGAAGCCUCAUCUCCUCCUUUCCUUCCCUGAUUGAAGGUAUUCAGGUUUAAAAUUUUGCCACAUUUUCUUCCUUCCUCUUGUCCCAUAUUUUCACCGAAAUCCUACCUGUAGGACAAAAGCUUCGGGGGUGGGGGUGGGGGGCGGUCGUUCUGUCUGUCAACGGCACUGGCUGCUGUGAAACAGAAUUGUCUUCUUGAAUUAGUUCUUUUGAUUCUCCUGUUACCCAAAUGGAGAAUUUUCUAAUAAGUAUGGCCUAUUGAAGGCUUAAGACCCCGGGGAUGGAGGCAGGGUGACUAAUGGGAGGGAAGGAGUAUAAGGCAAGUCUUUUAAGUGUCUUCUGCAUGCAUAGAAAGAGGAGUAACUGUUCCCUCUAGGGCCAGGGGCUGCUGUUUUCUAUAUUAAACUGGA